UUCUAGUGAAUCAUCAGUCAGUAGAGAGGCCAAGAAUAGAUUGUCUGAGAGGUGGAAAAUAACACACAAGCCUCAAGAGGUACACGUGGUUAGCAGGGGCAGCACACUGGGUGAAAUGCUUGCCAAUUCAGAUAGGGAAGCGAUUCCUGGAAAUUCUAGUGGCUCGGUUGGUAUGGAAGGAUGCAGUGAGGUUGGUCGUUGUGGUGGGCCUGCAGUUUGGAAUGAACCUUUAGGCAUUAGCAGUAGGGAUGGUUGGAAGGAUGGUUGUCUUGGUAAUCUUUCGAGAUCACGUUCUCUACCUGCUUCAUAUACUGACUUCGGAAGUCCCAGAAAAAGCGCACGUCAUGAAAGUCUUCUCAGAAACAAGUAUGUAAUUCCAAAAGAGGGUUUCAAGUUGGACCAAAACAAAGCAGUAAAAGGCAAUUUUAAUCAAAAGGAAGCUCCAUUACCUAGCAACCAAAGAUCCCGUGUUAAAAAAUCUCAAUUUCUGGAUAGUAGUUGCAGCAAUAAGGAUUAUAGUGGCACUUCACAAGAUUCUGAGAACACCCCUUAUCAAGUAAAGCAAAAUAAGCUAUCCGAACACAUUCUUAUGGUCUCGAGGGCUUCUGCUGGUACUGCCGUGGAUUCAAGUUCAGUCGAAAAUGCAGAGGGUGUCAAUGAUCUGAAUAUGCCUGUGCUCUCUGAACCUUCUAACAUUGAAUUGUCGGCUCCUGCUUCAUUGAAUGCUGUUGUUGCUUCUACCAGUGACCUAGAUAAUUUGAACUCCCAGGAACCAUCUGAGGGACCUAAGCAAAUGACACCCGAUUGCCCUGUACCGGAACUAGAAUCUCAAGUAUGCUCUAAGGAGGCAGAGCAACCUAGUCCAGUCUCAGUUAUAGAAGCCCCUUUUGCAGAUGAUGCAUCAUCUGGUUCUGAAUGCUUCGAGAGUAUUAGUGCUGAUCUUCAUGAGCUUCGGAUGCAACUUCGACAAUUACAACUAGAAUCUGAGGUAUAUGAAGAUGGAGCUAUGCUUCUUUCUAGUGAUGAUGAUGGCAAUGAAGUAUCUGUUGGGCUUGCUGAGGAAAACGGGAGACCAAAGCCAGAAGAAAAUUGGGAAUCUGUGUACAUAGUUGAUGUGCUGGUCGAUUCUGGAAUUAGACGAGCCGAACCGGAUACCUUCUUAGCAGCAUGGCAUUCUACAGAAUGUCCAGUGAAUCCGCUAGUAUUUGAAGAACUCGAGAAAAAAUAUUGUAACGUAAAUUCUCGGUCAAGGGCUGACAGGAGGUUGAUGUUUGAUAGGAUUAAUUCAAAGAUACUGGAGAUCUAUCAGCAAUACAGAGACCAACCCCAGAUGAUAUCUGGAAGGAAACUUAUUAUUCCGGAAUGCAACAUCGGAGAGCUUGAAGAUAGCCUGUGCAAGUCACUAGUAAGCCAAAGCAAGAAACCUCACAUGGAUGAAGGAGAGACGGUGUUUGCAGGAGAAUUUCAAUGGUUAGACUUGAGAACGGAUGUCGACGAAAUAGGUCGGGGAAUCGAGAGAUUGUUGGUAGAUGAACUAGUAUCUGAGGUAGUGACAGGUUUGUAAAAGCUGCUUUUGGUUUAGGAAAUUUAUAUACAAAAAUCUGCAUUCAAUAGUUUCUUCACCAGCA
Hibiscus syriacus is the source of this 1628-nucleotide messenger RNA. RefSeq lists its product as uncharacterized. The record is from RefSeq and is a predicted model, not a curated record. Bases 116 to 1564 code for a protein of 482 amino acids. Lineage: Eukaryota; Viridiplantae; Streptophyta; Magnoliopsida; Malvales; Malvaceae. The transcript has 3 exons.